This is a messenger RNA of Pollicipes pollicipes, 2127 nucleotides long. RefSeq names its product mitochondrial translation elongation factor Tu 1 (gene mEFTu1). Gene Ontology annotation, biological process: mitochondrial translational elongation. The record is from RefSeq and is a predicted model, not a curated record. The transcript is spliced from 4 exons. Gene Ontology annotation, cellular component: mitochondrion. Gene Ontology annotation, molecular function: GTP binding; GTPase activity; translation elongation factor activity. The coding region runs from base 262 to 1707 and encodes 481 amino acids. Lineage: Eukaryota; Metazoa; Arthropoda; Thecostraca; Pollicipedomorpha; Pollicipedidae.
UGACGUUUCGGCGGCGCGCCGUGUAGUUUGUUUUGCGUUUGCUUGGGUCGUGGUUGACGCUGGAUAAGCAGAUACAUCAAUGAAUGAUUGGGUUGGAUCGAUUCCUGUAGAAAUGCAUUAGUGCUGUGAUCGGAUAUUUGAGUGGAGAGGGUUUAGGCGCGCAUUCCGAAGAAGUACGCCUGUUUUCGCCUGUUUAGUUCCGCGAGGCUGAUUUUCACAUUCAAGUGACGAGUGCAGUGCCAGGAAGAUAUCAAAGCAAGGAUGGCCUGUAUCAUCAUCCCUCGCACAAAAGCCUUGCAUUUUGUGAAGAAUUGUCUGCAUAAUGCAUUUGCUGGGAACAUCCAACGUCUUCCCCAAACUGCAGUGUCCCAACUAUGCUGUGGAAAUGUUCGUGGUCUAUCAUCAACAAUGACGCUGCGUGCAGGACCACCAGCUCCACCCACUGGUGGAAAGAAGGUGUUCCAGAGGGAUAAGCCACAUGUUAACAUUGGUACCAUUGGACAUGUUGAUCAUGGAAAAACAACACUCACGGCAGCGAUCACCAAAGUACUUUCGUCAAAAGGCAGCGCACAGGCCAAGAAGUACGACGAGAUCGACAACGCGCCCGAGGAGAAGGCGCGCGGCAUCACCAUCAACGCGGCGCACAUCGAGUACGCCACGGACGCGCGCCACUACUCGCACACCGACUGCCCGGGCCACGCCGACUACAUCAAGAACAUGAUCACGGGCACUUCCCAGAUGGAGGGCGCUGUGCUGGUGGUGGCGGCCACCGACGGCGUCAUGCCGCAGACGCAGGAGCACAUGCUGCUCGCCAAGCAGAUCGGCAUCGAGCACCUGGUUGUGUUCAUCAACAAGGUGGACGCCGCCGACGAGGAGAUGGUGGAGCUGGUCGAGAUGGAGAUCCGUGAGUUGCUCGACAAGAUGGGAUACGACGGCGAGAACACGCCAGUCAUCAAGGGCUCGGCGCUGUGCGCGCUCGAGGACAAGAGCCCCGAGAUCGGCGCUAGCGCCAUCGACCAGCUGCUGGCCGCCAUCGACCAGCACAUCCCGACGCCGGAGCGGGCGCUCGACAAGCCGUUCAUGAUGCCGGUGGAGGGCGUGUACACGAUCACGGGCCGCGGGACGGUGGUGACGGGCCGGCUGGAGCGUGGCACCAUCAAGAAGGGCUCCGAGUGUGAGUUCUUCGGCUACAGCCGCCAGCUCAAGACCACUAUCACGGGCAUCGAGAUGUUCCACCAGACGCUGGAGCUGGCGCACGCCGGCGACCAGCUGGGCGCGCUCGUGCGUGGCGUCAAGAAGGACGACAUCCGGCGUGGCAUGGUGAUGUGCAAGCCAGGCACGAUGAAAGCGCACGACCACAUCAAGUCGCAGGUGUACGUCCUGAAGAAGGACGAGGGAGGCCGUACCAAGCCUUUCACCUCCUUUAUCCAGCUGCAGCUGUUCAGCAAGACCUGGGACUGCGCCGCCCAGGUGGAGGUGAACGACAAAGAGAUGGCGAUGCCGGGCGAGGACGCGUCGCUGACACUGCGCAUGAUGCGGCCGAUGGUACUUGAGAAAGGCCAGCGGUUCACGCUGCGCGACGGCGUCACCACGCUCGGCACCGGCGUCAUCACCGAAGUGCUGCCCAAUAUGACGCCCACCGAGGUGGCUCAGCUCUCUGAGGGGAAGAAGAAGCGAGCCAAGCGGCUCGGCCUGCCGGUCGAGUAGCCGCGUCGCUCUGCAGGGGACGUGCGCGGCCGCGAUGCUCGUGUGAGCGGGCAGCGACCUUGUUAGUGUUUAUUUUGGGCGAGCCGGCGGCGCGGUCUCAGAUAACCAGGGCUGUCAUUUGACCAGUCACCAUGUCAGUCGUGUGUACGCGUGAGUGCUGUCGACUGUGCGCCCGUGGCGUUGUGGAGCGGUAUGGGAGUGCUCCCGCCUGCACCAGAUGGCGAGGCUGACCGGGCCAGGAGGUGCGGCGGCGGCGGGGCGGGCCUUGAGGCGAGCGUCCUGCGGCCCGUGCACCCAGCGCCAGGCUCCCUGCCCGCGCUCCACCACGAAGUAGUGUACUGUAAGGAGCGGAAGGAUGUACCGGCCUUUCUUUUUUCUGGCAAUUUUUUUUUGAGAAUAUACAGGAGAGACUGGAUAAAC